AUGCUCCCCGGCAUGCUGCCCGGCGGCCCCGGCGCACCGCCCCUUCCCGGGAUGAUGCCCCCCGGAGGCGCACCGGGGAUGCCCCCGAUGCCACCGCAACCCAGCACUACCACCUCCAUGUCCGAAGCCGAUCUCUUGGCUGCGGCAGACGCGCAACUCGCGGCCUUAGACAGCAUCAAGCCCCCGCCCCCCCCGAAGUCUCCGCGGAGCGGCCGGAACCGCACGGACAGCGAUUUGCCCCCGCCCCCACCCGUGAACCCCUUCGACGCUAACCAGCUGAUCCACGCCAACAAGCGAGACAACAUGAGCGCGUCUGCGGGCGACAACAACAACGUGGCGCUGGAUAUCAAAUGCAGAAAUGUCUGGGUCGGGAAGAGUCAUGCCGUUUUUGCAUGACGCAGAGGGUCUGGCAUGGAAGCUCUAGCGUCACAGGUUUCGAGAAGCUUCCGCAAUGCCGAAUUUGCAUGACAAAGCCUCCACUUUGGUGACAGAAAGUGGGCAGCUUUUGCUACCUAUGCAUGAGAGAUGUUUCUGUAUUCUGAAAUGCGCAUCACAAGCUUGUCUUCUUCCAGACCCAGACACUUGUGCAAUCCAUACUGGAAGUGAACCGCUUUACCGCGAUGCUCACGCAGGGUCUGAUGUCGCACAAGGAGAAAGUGGAAUCGGUGCACGGGGCUGGCGCGGUGGACCACGUGUCCGCGCAGCCGGCCGCCGACUUCGGGCACGACCGGCGGGGCCAGCACCAAUUCACCGGCAACAACGGCAGGAACGCGUUUCUCGACCCCGACGCGGUAUGAAAUGCAAAUAUGUCUGGGUCUGGAAUAAAAGUGGAACUUGUCUUGCACGUCUUGCAUUCCUGAAAAAUUUGUGUUGCACAGCCAGCAAGAAAGGCGGUACUUUUUCGUUCUGCAAAAACGCAGUUUGUCAUGCGUGCUACGCAUCAGACGGGGUUAAGUGUACUUGUCAUGCUUGGCUGCACUUGAGAGCGCCAGUCUUAUCCAAACUUUAGCAUCACAAAUUCCAGACCCAGACAUAUUUGCAGUUCAUACGCGGACGAAUUUGACAACCCGAAUGGCGUCGCAAUGCCCAACCCGGCGCCCGACAGCAGCAAGGACACCGGGGACCUGUCCCGCCGCAGUCGCGACCGGCGGGACCGACGAAGCCGGGAUCGGGGCGGAAAGCGGGACAAUUCCCGGGAGCGGCGGCGGUAUCGCGACCGGGAACGCGAUAUGAACUGCAAAUAUGUCUGGUUCUGCAAACUUGUGAUGCUAGUUUGUGAAUCCUGGGCGCAGCACUUCAUUAUGCAGCCACGCAUGACAUGUUUCAUCUGAGUUCCUAUGUGUUUCGCUUCCCGCGUGACAAACUGCAUUUUUUUGCAUGACAGGUGAAAAGAGGCCGCUUAUUUCCUGCUCAUGCAUUACAUUUACAGACUUAAGAGUCAUGUGAGACAAGCAUGACAGACGUCCAGACUCAGACACUUUUGCAAUUGAUACGUGACGACCGCGACCGGAGGCGGGACCGGGACGGGGACCGGCGGCGGAGUCGGGACCGGGAGCGGGAAUCUGGCUUCAACAAGGUCGACGAAAGGAAGAAGGAGAUUGGCAAGCUGGUUGCCACCCGGGGGCAGUGGGCCGAGUACGUGCACGCCGGCGGGACCUACUGGGUCCACGUGUUGACAAAAGAGCGGACGAACGAAAAGCCGACGGAUUUUGAGGUACAGAAGAUACUUAAGUAUAGGUAGAUGAACGACCACCUCCCACUUGGCAGCUUACUGCUUCGGAAUAAAUGAAGUUUCGUUCAUCUUGCCAGCAGACUUCGCGGAAUUGAUAAAUGAAGUUUUGUAGGUCAACUACAUCUUGUCAUUUAGAUAAAUUUUUUCGAAUACCGAUGUACAGGAAGGGUUGGCUUUUUUGAAAAAGAUGUUGUAAAAACAGCCGCGCGGCGACCCACUUCACCGUCGGUACUUUCACAACGAACUCCAACAACAGGACCGUAUCAUCAAUGUGAUGAAAAUAAAUCGCAUAAUCAUGUUAAAACAGGUCCGUGCGUCCCGCGACUCUUCCGGCAAAACCCGAGCGCAUGGGGCCAACGAUCCGGCCUGUGUGUAUAUUCAAAACGUUCCCUAUGAGAGUGCACAACUCCCCCUCCCCCUCAUUUGCCAUGCAAAAUCCCAAAUUCAGUUGCUACCUUGUGGCACCGCGUGCAUGACAAAUUCCGGAAAUCCAAACAAUACUACACUCGGAGCACGAACCUGUCAUGCACCGGGUCCAUCUGUACGUAGUGUUUGUAAUCCUGUUGAUGCCAUACAAAUGAGGGGGAGGGGGGUUUGUGCACUUUCAUAUUUCCCUCACGUGGACGCAGGUGGAGCUCCGCCAGCAUUUUCAGCAGUUCGGCACCAUUCUGUCCUGCGACGCGCCGUAUCAAAUGCAAAUAUAUAAUCUGGGUCUAGAAGAAUGGAAGUCGAAAUUUGUCAUGCUUGUCUGACAUCACUCUCAAGUCUGUCAUGCACCAAAAGCCCUACUUUUCUGUCAUGCACAAGCUCACUUUGUCAUGCAGAAAAGCCAAGACUCCUGUAGCACCUGCACCCCCAAAACUUGUCAUGCUUGCCAGUCAAUUGAGGCGUCCUCGUCUUUCUCAACCAGCAUCACAAGUUUCCAGACCCACAGGACAUUUUUGCAUUUGAUACGCCGGCCAGUCUGAACGAACCGGGCGUGAACCGCGGCUACGCGUUUGUGACAUUCACGUUAUCAAAAUGAAAAAUCCCCCCUCCCCAUAUUGAAACGGAAACUUCUGUUGCUGGAUUUGUGUACACAAAUCAGCCCUGUCUUGCAGCGAGGCACUACAGGCAAAGCCUCAGGCUGCGUAGGGGUGUUUUGUUGUAGGCGCUUGGCAUAAGAGAGGCCUGCCCUGUAGGUGAAGCAGCAUUACAAAUCGCCUCCAUACGGCGGCGGAUUCUUUGGGUUUGCCUUCUUGCAAGGCAGAUGUGAUUUGUGACCUCAAAUCCGCAACGCAAAUUCUUGGACACAUACCUUUUCGAUAUGGGGAGGGAGGAUUUUUCCUCUCAAUACACGUCCGCGGAGGAGGCGAAAUUGGCGCAGUUGACCAUGAACGGCUUCCCCACCAUCGACGAAAACAACAAUCAAAAGGUCAUUCAGGUCGCCAUUCGUGGCCAGCGCAACAUGAUCGGAGGGGCACCCGGCGCCGCAGGAAUGGGCGGAGGUACUAAUACUGGGAUAAUGGAAAUAGUAAAACAAGACGACAAAGAUAAUGAAGGUGAAUUUCAAACAGAAAGAACAGAAUUCCAUUUCAGUAUCUCAUCAAAAAACCAAAAAUGCUAUUGAAGUAGAUGAAAGCACGCUCGUCUUGUAAUAAUCCCAUGGUGAUCUUGCUCGGGUAACAACUGCACGAGCACGACAGCGAACUGCAGAGCAUGAUCAGUCAGUGUCCAAAAACACGUCCGUCAGAAGGAAGUUGUUGUGCUGCUGCGGUGUAAAAAUAAAGUAGAACAAUUCUGCUGUCGAACAUAAAGGGGCAGUACAACAUCAAACCUGUUCCAAAAAUUCCCCACAUCCCACAUGACAGUUAUUGAGAGCAUGUUUGACCCGGAAACCACGGCGAUGCUGGACCAGCAAUCGCAAAUUCACAUGCAAAUGAAUCUACCUCCCCAAAGCCAAAGCCAAAAUCCGCUUUUGAAGAGCAGAGGUACUAUGAUAAAUGCUCGAAUGAACAUAUGACAGUGCACAACUCCCCCUCCCCCUCAUUUGUCAUGCAAAACACCAAAUCCAAACUGUGUUUCUUGGCAUUGUUUGCAUGACAAACCUACCAGAAGCUCAAACAGCACUUCACUCCUGUGGAAAUUUGUCAUGCAAAAGAACCGGCAUUCUUGCUGACCCUUGUAUUGCCGUUCAUGCUAGACAAAUGAGGGGGAGGGGGAAUUGUGCACUCUCAUAGAACACCACCAGCAAUAUUAAUCCUCUUCUAGAUCCGGCGACUGCCAUGGGUCCGACCACCAACCUGCCCUCCAACGCGAGUAUCCAAGAAAAAAACGUUGUAGGUGUAACUUUUUUGGAGGAGCAGCAUUACAAAUUUGUCUGGCAUGACAGCAAAAACCUGUCAUGCUACGGGAAAACGCCGCUGAAUGGACCCUACGAUGCAUGCUAAGCAUGACAGACGCAGUCAUCUUGUAGAUUGCGCAUCACAAAUUUACACUAACAGCGUUUUUUUCUUGGAUAGCGAGCGCAAACCCAGACAACCCGUAUGGAAUCGGCAUGCAGCAUAUCAAAUGCAAAAUAAAUGUCUGGGUCUGGAAACUUGUGAUGCUGGGUGGCGUCUCAUGAUGAGGCCACAAAUGCUGGCUCAGCAUGACAAGUUUCUGAGUUUCUAGGUGUUGCCUACUCUGCAUGACAAACUGCGUUUCUGCAUCACAGAAAAAUCGACUGGAGCGCUUGGGUAACGUGCAUGACAGAUUUAAGAGUCAUGCCAGACAAGCAUGACAAACAUGCACUCUUCCAGACCCAGACAUUUUUGCACUUGAUGCAGCAACAACCGGGCAUGGCAGGAGCAGGGGGCAACAUGAGUACUAGCAGUACCGGCCAUCUGAUGAUGCCACCGAACAGUAAUUCCUUCGGCGGGAGUGGUGGAAAUGGAAUGCGUAUGCAUAAUGCAAAAGUAUCGUACUAGUAGAAAUUGUCGUGUGGUAAAUUUCUUCUGCGUGAGAAAUGAAUGCUCCAAUCCGGAUUUACCUCGACCUCGAAAAGUGGUAGAUUGCAUGACUGCGAUUUUUUUACUACGAGUGUGAUACUUUUGCAAUGGAUAAAAAAAAUGCAAGGCUCUAGUUCUAUGCCGGACUACCCCUUCGCCCCAAGCGCGACCAAGGGCAUGGGGAAGGCGCAACCGGGCAAGGAGCACUUGAAGAACAUCAGCUGCAUCUACUGGAUGGCCGGGCACUGCCACCGAGGAGAGUCGUGUUUCUACAAGCACGACCCGUUGGAAUUUAACACGAAACCCAUGGGCGCGUCCCGCCCCAACUUGUCUGCGCAUCAAGGCGAGCACCAGGUGAGCAGCUUUAACCAAGCGGUGGCGGAGCUGCAGCUGCAACAGCAGGGCCUCGCACCUGGUGGAUCAUCUUCGGGGGGUAAAGGUGGCUUCCGUUCUUCGAACAACCCGAACAACAUGCCUAUCCACUGCAAGUAUGUCUGGGUCGGGAAGGGCGCAACUUGUGAUGCGCAUUUCAGAUCGCAGAAAAAUCUGUCUUGCAGAAAGAGGAAAAGUAGUUGUCUAUUUUUGGUCGUGGUGAGAGCGGAUUUCUCAUGCAGAGUGGGCAUCGUGAAGCUCUCGAAGACCCUGCGAUGCUGGUCCCUGCAUGCCAGACACUCUUGGUCAUGCAAAACCUGCAUUACAAACAUCUGCAUUCAUCCAGACCCAGCCAUAUUUGCAGUGCAUAAUGCCACUCGGGGGCGCGGGCGGAAUGGGAAUCGCGGGACUGGGCAUUGGUUCGAAAGUGGUUUCCACGGGUGAUUAUGACACGGGGAGCUAG
Amoebophrya sp. A120 is the source of this 5536-nucleotide messenger RNA. NCBI's taxonomy places the organism in Eukaryota, Dinophyceae, Syndiniales, Amoebophryaceae. The record is from the annotation of a GenBank genome assembly.